Molecule: messenger RNA, 7480 nt
Organism: Pocillopora meandrina
Lineage: Eukaryota; Metazoa; Cnidaria; Anthozoa; Scleractinia; Pocilloporidae
Source: the annotation of a GenBank genome assembly
AUCUCGGGUUCAAAAUGGCGCGGGAACUUGAGGUACACAGUCUUUCUGCAUGUCUUUUUUCUUUUAGGCUUUCUAACGACUCUGCGAAGUUUCUUAACGCAGUCGUUUAAAUAAGCACAUCGAGUUAAACGCUACGAAACAUUUUUAUUUCAGGAAAAACAUUCAGUGGAGAUGCCAUCUUGUUUGCGUGCGCUCUUUGAACAAACAAGCAGUGAACAGCAAGACAAAUGGUUUGCAAACAACGCUCGUUUUUCGACGAAAUCGCACAAAUCGAUACUGUCAUUCAAUGGCAUGGCCCUUCCACCACCUCUGGUAGGAUUUUUAAUGCUUGAAUCGUUAUAGAAAGAAACUUUUAGAGCCGUAAAUCUCAAAUCCGAUUUGAUUUUUGUUGCAAGCUUAAAUGUUGACACAAUGUUUUUGGCGUCAUCGCCAAAUAAAUGAAGUUUGUAAAUACAGAUGUACUCUUAUUCUGUUUUGUUAAGCUCUUUCCGCGCUAUUUUACAUUGGUAAUCGUACUGAAACUCAUCAUUCGUUACUACACUCGGAUAUUGUGGAUGCAGUAUGCUUAAUUUCUGUUUCAUGAACUAAUCAAAUUUUACAUAUUUCUCUACUGUACACAAGUUAAACAACAGCCUUUCAGUUUUAAAAUUAAAAAUAUCCGAUGAUGUAUUCAAACGCUCACAACAAGCUUUCCAAUUACACUUGGUAAUGUUCGUAAUUUUGUCGCUGCAGAAAUCAUUUGAGUUAUCCUAGCUUAACAUUAUGGAAGCUGUAACUGCAUACCGUAUUAGACUUAGUAGUUAGGUUUUUGUGACUUAUCAUUCGUAAUAUCACGGUGCUAAUGAAAGGAUAUUUACUGAAUUGUCAUUAACAUCAACCUAUUCAUAUUUCUUUGUAGAAUAUCAUAGUGUCGUUGUUUUACUCUUGAUUCAUCUUUUUUCACUGGUUAAUUAGGACUUAGAAUAAUUGUUUCCCAAUUAUUUGUUAAACUGAUAAUGGGUCUCAUGGGUCAUGUUGUGCUUUCCUGGCUCCACUUGUCAGGAAUAAAGACAAUGCUUAUUCCUAAAUUGCUCUCUAGUGGACUGUGUUGUUUAAAAUCCUGUUUUCCAUAAUCCUUAAUGACAGUCAAUUUGUUUUUGUAAGAACAGGCUAACUGCAAAAUGGCUUAUUACAUCAAACUCCUUUUCUACACUUUUUUUCAUCAUGGGAUCCAGGAAAACUACGCCUAUUCAUUUAGCUUGUCCCAGGCUCUCAGUCAUCGGAGACAAGUGAUAGAGCAGGAGUGUGACAUACUCCUGUUAUGUUUGUUUGCCUGUUACAAUUUUUCAUUGUUUAGUCUGAGUGAAAGGUAGACUAGGUGUAAUAUAAUUUAGCAAAUAUCUGAAUUGUUAUCUCCUUAAAUUUAUGUUUUCCAGCUCACAGAGAAAGAGCGAGCUGAAAUGCGUCAGUAUAGAAGGGAAACAGUCAAAUGUGAAGCCAAAAUGUUUGAAAGAAGGAGAGAAAGGUAUUCAGAUCUACUCCUACAAGUCAUGUCAGUCAUGGACAGGAUUCAGGUGAGAAGAGAAGAACUAGCUCUUUAACUUUGGGAAAAACAUUGCUAACUAAUAUAGAAUGUAGAGCACAUUCUUGAAAGAGGCAGGCUAUAAUUUAUAACGAUCGAGUGCAGUAAUCAUUCUUAUGACGAAGUCACUUUUGAUGUGAAGCAGAACAUUUUAACCUUGAACAGUGACUCUUCAUUGGGAUUUUAAUGAGGAUAAUAAUUGUUUUGUUUUGUAAGAAACAAAGGGAUUUGAAGGAGUCAACUGAAGCUCAAUUUGAUGAUCAGGAUUUAAGAGAGAGGACACUUACUUCAGAAAAUGAUCAGAUAGGAAGUAGAACAUUAUAUCCAAAUAAUAUGCAAUCUGCUUUGUUUGAGACUGACUUUGAUAGAAGAUAUGUGUGUGAUGCUACUUCCAACACUGAAAGAAAUUCAAAACAAGAACAGUUCAGUUCAUUACUAGGCGACUGGACUGAAAGCAGUAAUCAUAAUAAGCAAACAAGCAGAGUGAACAGUCAGAUGGAUUAUUUACCAGAAUCUACAAAUACCAACUCUGGAAAUCAAAGAGGAACAUAUAAAUACCAUGGCCAUCCAUUAAGAAACGAGAAUUCUAGGGAAGAAUUUACAAGUUUGCCUGGAAAAUUUGCAAGUGAAGAUUUCCUGUUUAGCUGCACUCAAAAUAAGGAAACCUUUGGUUUUAAAAGACCACUUUCGAAACUCUCUGUUGCUUCAGAAAUUACUUUGCGAGGCUCCCUUGAAUUGUUUCCAGACAAGAAGGGGCAAGUGUCUGAUUCACUUGCAUCUACUGUUUUGUCUGUGGCCUCAUCAGGUGAGACUAUAAGUUAAUUGAUAAAUGCUUUGUCUUUUUUUGUCACAAAAUUAAUUUGCUUUGACAUCAAAUAUAUUGUUGCUCUGUAUUUUUAAGAUUAUAUGGAAAAUUAUCUAUGAAUUGAUAAGAAAGUGUUCAGCAAUAUUACAUUUUCAGAAAUAGUUUUAAUAUUAUAACUUAAUUUCUACUAAAUCUUAAUUAUAUAUAUAUAUAUUUAUUAUUAUUAUUAUUAUUAUUAUUAUUAUGAAGUAUACAAUUAGCUCUCAUCGUGAAAUUACCUAAAGAAAAUAAAAACUCAGUAUUGUUUGGGAAUAAAUUUAACAAUGAAACUGAUAAAGUUGGUGACAAUGCCUGACUGUUCCCUUGGAGUCCUUUGUGACUGUGUAGAGGGUAACAGCAGUGAGAAAAUAAAAAAAUAGUUUAAUAGCAGUUGAAUUCAAUUUGUUAUACUAUUGAACAUAAAUUGGACUUUUACACUAUUGGACACAAAUUUUUCAUGCUUUAUUUAAUGAUCAAGUCCAGUAAGUAAAGCAAGUCAGCCAACAAUUUGUAAUAUUUUAAAGUUGGAAUGAUUAUCAUUUUGUUUCACUUUAUAGAUUACAGUGCUCCAACUAUACAAUCAUCCGUUAUAGAAUCACAGCCCACAGGAUCUUCCAUUCAAAAGAGUACAGAUUCACCAGCUGAGAGCAUCCGUGACAAAAACUUUGAAGAGCAGACAAGAUUGCCAUCUACAAGGCAAAUACCAAGCGGCAAGACUCACUCAAAGAUAGUUUCAGGAAAACAAGCUAGAAAUAUACCAGCUGUCCAAGAUCAAGAUAAAACUCUGGCAAACUUGGAAAAACUAAGGCAAAAACUCCUUGAGGAAAAACAAAAGCAACUAGAUGCUCUGAAGCAACAGGAGCUGAAAAGGCUUCAAAAACAAAAAAGGGUACAAGGAAUUGGUUCAGAGCAUGCACAUGCUUCCUUUCAUAGCCACAGCAAGCAUUGUACAAUGGAGAGACCACGGUCUAGUUCUGUACCUUUGACAAAGCAAUCAGACCUAACACAGGCACUCCUUGAGGAAUCAGAAAGUCGUACAGUUAAAACUGAUAGAUCAUCUGCAGAUUAUCACAGACCAGGAACAGCACCCCUUUGUAGACCUAUUUCAAUGCCUCCAGGUGAAAUGUACUCUAUUCUAGAACUAAGCGGAGAGAAUCUUGAUUUUGAUAACCAUGAUGAAGACAAUGUUGAACCUGAAUCAUCUUCUGAUAAAGAGAACCAUGUUGGAGAGGAGGUUGAGGUUUUCAGAGGAAACAGAAACAAUGCUUUUGUGGAGAAUGUUCCUGGUGAUGUUACGAAUAGAAGAAAAAGUGAGCAGAGAAACAUGAAUCCUUUCAUUGCAUGGAAGGAUUCCAAGAUCUUCUCAUCAGAAGUGGAUGACCAGGUAUUCAUAAUGUAUAUAUUGGACAUCUCAACCAUAACUUUUAAACUUGAUGAAAGUUCAUUAUUAGGAUACUUGAGUCAUCUUAGGUUAACCCUUUGACUGCUAAGAGUGACUACACCUAAUUCCUCUUUACAGUAUCAUCUCUGGAUCAAAGGAGCUCUUGAUUAUGAAACAAAUUCUCUAUUCCAGUUCUCCAAAUUUUCAAUAUCAUUUUGAGAAUUUAAGUCAUCUCUCAAGGAAUUGAGUCUAGUCAAUCUAUUUCAUACAAUCAUUUCUUUCUGAACAAUAUUGUAGGGGUAUAAAUUUAUUAGAAGCAAUGAUCACUGUGGGUCUCAGACAUUUUGUAUUAUAUUCCUUAGUUUGUGUAUAAUGGACGGGAUAAAUUUGCCAAACUCUCAGCCCAUGCCAAAGGAUUUCUAACGAGGUUAUUAAUGAAAACUGACAAGGUACAAGGCUUGAUAAAGACAGUCAAGGUGAGGAUACUUUAUUAAGUACUGUACUUUAUUUUGAAAUUGGGAACCAUGACAAUAAUUACAAUUAACUCAACACAAUAAUUAUUAUAAUAAUAUUAUUAUAAUGGAUUGACUUCAGUUUUGCUUCCACAGGACACUAGAGAUGUUUUGGAAGAUAUAUGUAAAGAAGACACACAGUCUGUUCAGGAAAAGAUACUCAAAGAGAAUGUUGAGGGCCAUGUAUGUUCACUUCAACUGCAUUAAUUGACAAACUUUGGGGAGACUUUCCCAGCCAUCUCAUUGUGGUCACUUGUGCUUGUUCUGAUUGAGUGAUCUUUUUUUCUGCCCCUCCUUUUACUUCUAUGAUUACAAAACAUUAGAUCCCAAGAUCUGAAAACAGAUUUUUUUUCCAAUUGUUGAAACAGAGCACAGAAGUUUGAACCUGAGGGAAGGGAUAUAUAUGAUGUUAGAGGGAAAUGUUGUUUUGAAAGAUUAUAAUGUCACUCCAUUGCUCCCUAUCCGGUGCUUUGGUGAAGUUUUGACACUGAUUAAUUGUCUGACUGUGAUUGAUUAAAGUUCUGGUUUGGAAAGUCUUCCUGAAAAUGGAAACUUUUUCUUUCCUUUAUAGCUAAGAAUAGCAAGAGGUAGUCUACAUGACUUGUUCUUUAAGAUAUCUGUAAGGGAGAGAAUGUCCUACAUAGCCCAUUCAAGAGACUUAGCAAGAGCUAAAGAGGCUAAGCGCAGAAACACCAGGGUAAGUGAGAACUGUUUACAUCAUUUUUCUCAUUUGUUGACACAUUGAAACCUUCUGACAAUGAUAGCCUUUAAUUGUUAAGUGAGCUCCCUUGUUAGUGAGAAGUUGAAGAAGGUGAAAUAUUUGAACUAGUUGCAUGAUACAUGUAAAGUUGAAUAUGAUAGAUUGCCUAUUAACUGAAUAACAGUUACAGCAAAUUUGAAGGGAAAAAACUGUCUUCUAUGCUGCUCUUGAUUUUUUUUACAGCUUCUUUUUGGUAAGAAACUGAAAGAGAGAAAUGAUCCUUCCCUACUUUUUAAUCUGCAUUUUCAUAUGGUAUUGGAUAAAUUUUACAGUUCUGUAAUAAUAAUAGUUUCUUCAUUUUGUAACAUAAUCAGAGCUCUAUAGGCCAGUCAAGACUAUCUGCUGUCACUUUACGGGCAAUACAGAGAAGACAGGAAGGAUUAGAUACGUAUCCUUUUAAAACUUAGAUUGCUGUAAGUUGCGCUGUUAGUUAUUUGGAUUGAGAUUUCAAAGAACAUUGCCAUAUAAGAGACAAUAGUAAAUCUGUCUUGUUACUUUUGGUCCUUAAUUUUUUCAUUCCAAGCUCUGUAACACAAACUGUAAAUUCAGAGGUGAAGCCAAAACCUGAACUGAAGGAAGAGAAGAAAAAGAAAACUUGGAACAUCAGGUUAGUUUGUGUGCAAGCAGUUGGUAAAUGUAUAAUCCUCUUAAAUACUAUGCAAAAACUGGAUUUUCUUAUGCAUGCUUUUGAAUUUUUGCCUGUAAGUAUGAUGUUGCCGAAACAGUAGUAGUAAUAAGUAACAAAGUGCUUGUAGCCAUUCUGAGGUGGCUCAGAAAACUCCAAGGUAACAUUAAUUUAUAAUGAUUACAGUGUUUCAUGUACAAACUUUGUUGUGUUUGAUUGUGUAAAGGGUUCUAAAACCACAGCAGGGACAUACUUCUCCACCUCUACCUGACAGAGCAAGGUAUGUUGCAUUUAUCUUGACUAUUUUUUUUAACUCCAGAAAUGUUUUACAAAUGCACACAUGCAACAGACUAAUUAUUGCAGUUUUUUACAGGUCAGUUACUCUGUGAUUAACUGUCCUGAUAAGGCAGUGAAAUUCUAGAAAUAUUUCUGGUUUUCAUAGUUUUCAUAGUUUUUUUUCUUUUUUUAGUGUUACUUCUAAACCUUAUAUAUUCUUAACUUGGAUAUUGUUUAAAGUCUGUGUGAUCAAGGCUGGUUUCAUUUGCUUUUCAUGAAUGUAAUGUAAGUUUCUUUUCAAUUACUUUUUCAAAGGUCUAAGAAGCCAAACUCCAGACCAGCCACAGCUCCAGAGAAACCUCUGUGGGUUAACUUUAUCACACUUUGCAUUUAGCCUCUCUGAGAGUAGACAUCUUUUUCGCAUGUGGCUAGGCCACACUAAUUCCUUUUUUUUUCACUGUGUUAAUUAUAUAUAUAUAUAUUUUUUUUUACCUAGUAAUCCCAGGUUUCAAAAGGAUGAUGCUCUCAACCGACCCAAAACAACAGGUAAUACAUAUGGAAAACCUGAUAAGCCAUCCAGAUCUAGCUUGGGGGGUGGAUAUCAACCUCCAAAUAGACCAUCAAGACAAAGUAUUGGAAGUAUUACUAAACAACCCAAAGUUACGGCUCAACCAAGGGCAAAGAAACGACUGAGUCUACCAGAGAGUGCACAACCAAGAAUUAAAGGACAUGUUACAACCAAAGAUGCAGUGCAGAGACCUAAAACAGCUUCAGAGGUGAAGAGAAGUUCAAGAACCUUGGCUGCAAACUUUUCGCAUUAACUGACAUAGGCUAAGAAUAUAUUAGUUACGGUUGAACAUGUAGAUUGAUGUGACAACAGACUUGUACAUUGAAUACAAUGGAUAUGAAUUUAUCAGAGUAUUUAUCUAAAGGUGAGAUUACUAUUUAAAGGAAAACAUUAUAAGAGCUACAGAGUGAAUUUUGUAAGCCUUGAUUUAGUUUUCAUUUGCUAUUCAUCUGCAUGGCCUUGUCCUGGUACUUUUUGUAUACUUCCUUUAUUAGCUAACUUGGUAAGAGAAUGUUGUUGCAAGUGACAAUCUUUUGCCUUGGAUGCAAAAAUUUGUUCAGUUUUCUGGUGAAAGAUAAAAAUAAUUGUUACAGCAAUUUUCAAUAAGGUGUGAUGAGUGUGUCCAAUUUUUGACAAAAUUAAAAAGUUCUCAAUUUUUGUUUAAUAAUUUUCAACCAUAGGAAUCCUGAGGCUCUUUGUAAGCUUAAUAGAAACAUUGAACUUGUUUGUGGGACUCUUAAAAUGGUGUAGCAUUAAAUUGUCAAAUAUAUGCAAAAAGGUCUACUUUGUAAAAGUGACAUUUUUUAAAUAACUGAAAUACUACGUGUGCUUAGUCUGGUCAAAAACCUUUUGUUAAUUGUAUUUGUAAAAGUGUGGCAAUUUAUUUAUUAAAGAGCAUUUUUGGUGCAUUUUCAGUUUGUUUAUCAGUGUUGUAACCUUUGCAAGGAUGGGAG